Vespula pensylvanica (western yellowjacket) is the source of this 1858-nucleotide messenger RNA. RefSeq names its product deformed epidermal autoregulatory factor 1 (gene Deaf1). NCBI's taxonomy places the organism in Eukaryota, Metazoa, Arthropoda, Insecta, Hymenoptera, Vespidae. Bases 1 to 1332 code for a protein of 443 amino acids. Gene Ontology annotation, biological process: positive regulation of transcription by RNA polymerase II. The record is from RefSeq and is a predicted model, not a curated record. The transcript is spliced from 4 exons. Gene Ontology annotation, molecular function: RNA polymerase II cis-regulatory region sequence-specific DNA binding; DNA-binding transcription activator activity, RNA polymerase II-specific.
AUGGAGGAGAGCCAAACAUCGGAAAGUGUCGCCGUGCUACCGGACAUGUCCGAACCGUUGACGAGCGAAACCGAGGAAGCGUCCGCCCUAACGACCGAACACGAGGCGCAUCCUGUGGCCGUCACGGCGAGCGUCACUUCUGUACCGGGUGUUCCGGGUGUUCCUGGAGUUGGUGUACCGGUUUCUUUGCCUGUUGGUUCUAUCAUCGGUGUGGCAAACUCUACCAAUGGGACGACCUUCAACGUCAUCACCUCAGAGCAAUUGCAGCUACCAGGUUCUGGACAAUUUAAGCAAAUGCUAUGCGUUGACAAUGGUUUCAUCUGUGAACCACGUCAUGACAAAGAUGCAGAUCCGUUAAGGUGGAAUGGAGAAUUGAAGGCAACUCAUAUAGUUAUUCAAAAUAGUACGGAUGAGGCUGAAUCUGAACAAAUACAUGUAUCUGCAGCUAAUUCGCAACCAAUAUGCAGUUGGUCAGAAUCUGCUAAUUUAGCAGUCUUGCCUGUUAGAUGUAAGAAUACAAAUGCAGAAUUGCAUAAAAGUAGAUUUGGAUCAGGAGGUAGAGGACGGUGCAUUAAAUUAGGACCAGACUGGUAUACACCAAGUGAAUUUGAGGCAUUUUGUGGAAGAGCAUCGAGUAAAGAUUGGAAAAGGAGCAUCAGAUUUGGUGGUAGAAGUUUACAAACACUUAUAGAUGAACAAAUUUUAAAGCCACAUGCGACAUCAUGCACCUGUGCUGCCUGUUGUGAUGAUGACAGUGCAACAGGUCCUGUACGAUUAUUUACACCAUAUAAACGUCGAAGAAGAGCCAGGGAUACCUCUGAUGGUGAAACUCCAUCUCGAAAACAUAAAAGUGAAAAUUCAAGGGAUGGUAGUAACAAUGAUGAAAGCGACAAUGAAGUAGUUGUUCCUGAUAAAGAAGUUUGGCCACAAUUUGUAUCUACAGAUGGUUUAGUGGUACAACAAUCUCAAGAUCAGGAUUCUGUAGUGCAGGGCGUGCAUCAAACAGAGAAUGGACAGAGUGAAGAUAUUUUUAAAAAAUUGGAUGAAAUAUCCAAUAAAAUGUUAAAGUUAGCUUAUGAAUUUAAACGUACGGUAGAUGAAGCAAAAGAGAUCAAUAGACAACAAAGAAGAGAACAAGCAUUAGUUGCACAAUUGGGUGGCAGAGGAGAUGUUAUUGAAACUGUUGGUCUGCAGCCUGCAUCUGAUACACAUAAUAAAAAAGUAACUGUGCCAAUUGCAAUCGAGAAGCAUUUGCUGAGUGUUCUUUAUGCAGACGUACGCCGUACUGUUCUACAUUUUGUCAACGUAAAGACUGGGCUGGUCAUCAAGUAGAAUGUGUGCGAGGUGCCGCUGAAACAGUUAUGCUUAUAGUAGAAAGCAGUAGUACAGAUACUAGUGCUCUUGCCACAACUACAGGGGACCAAUAGCUAGUGUUUCUUACACCCAUUCACCAAAGGAAUGUAGAAAAAGAACAGUCUACUAUAGAAACUUCACAAUUAAAAAAAGAGAUGAAGACUUGAGAUAUGAAGAUUCCUGGCUAAUGGAAGCCUAUAAAAUUUUGUAUAUAUUAUAGUGGCUAUUUUUUACAUAAGUUAAAGUCCAACUAUUUAAAGACUAUCAAUGAACAUGUAUAAAAGCAAGUUGUUUUUGAAGACCACACUCAUGCAUUAACAUAAUGUAUAUCUGUAUAAAUGUUUUGAUAGUACAUGUCACGUGUGGAAAACUCGAUCCCUUCAAGAAGGAAAGUUCGUUGUAUAUAUGUUAGUUACUAUAAUAAGUAUAAUGCUACAUUCUUAAAACUGUAUAUUUGGAAGGAACGUUAAAAUGAAAAAUGACCAAAGGAGAGGUAAUCUUUAAA